AUGGCAAAAGACGAGGACCAGGCGCAUCAACGAGGGCCGAGUCAACGGGUUCUCGGUGGCAAUACGACGACGCCCAAAGAUCCCGGUCGCAAUGCAGCGAUCAUCAAUCUCCAGCAAGGUAUUACUGACGAGGACUCUUCAAACAAAUCUGGCACGCCUUGUCGUCCGCAAUUGGACUUGGCGAGGGAAGGAAUGAUUCCAAAGCACACGAUGAGAUUUGUAGAGUUUUACUUGCGGUGA
Penicillium angulare is the source of this 240-nucleotide messenger RNA. RefSeq lists its product as uncharacterized. Bases 1 to 240 code for a protein of 79 amino acids. Lineage: Eukaryota; Fungi; Ascomycota; Eurotiomycetes; Eurotiales; Aspergillaceae. The record is from RefSeq and is a predicted model, not a curated record. The transcript has a single exon.